UUCUCUCAUAGGGCCAGCUUGUUGCUGGGCAGAAUGGCUCUGGAUCAGGAUUGGUGAAUCGCUGUAGCGGCGGGAAGACAGAAGUCUAUUUAAACAACAGCUGGACUGACCCGGUGGUCAGUCUGAAGUAACACCUGUGGAAGAUUCAGCGUGUUAUUGUUCUUGAAUUUCAUCAAGAAGUGCAUUACUAUGUCCUGCCCUCAUACAAAUGAGCUGUAUCUUCGUUUAUUAGAGAAAGCCGCGGGCCCGGGCGGCGAAGCCUGGCUCAUGAGAUGCUUGCAGGAAUGCCCAUCUUCAGUAAAUCCAGUAGAGGAGGAGACUCGGACGCCACUGCCUGUUCCGGUUACGUUCCUUUUGCCUUCCGGAAGUUCCAACGCCACCGAGGACGCUAUGGAGUCACGGGAGGUGGUUGCGUCUGCGCCUAAUGUUCCGGACGUCAUCUUCGAUGGACCCGCACCGGAAGUCGUCAUCGGAGCUAGGCCGGAAGCCAGAGGAUCCCCGGAGCAGCUCAGAAGGUCCUUGAGGAGCUCCAGCCGGACGAAAAGGAAGAAUUAUUCACCGGAAAUCGCCGGCAGCAGCCGGGCAGCCAGCAAGAAGACCACCGUCCCACCCUCCCGCCCAGCCGGUUCCGGAUCACCGCCGAGGAGAGAAGACGCAGGCCCUUCAGCUGCGGUGAGGGCAUCGGGUGGUUUCAGCAAUUAUGCCCGGAGGCAGCCAAGGAAGGCAUACCGUGUCCACCCCAUUUAUGGGACCUCGUGUGGGACUGAUACAGGAAUACGCGAAGAAGUCCAUUGCUGA
This is a messenger RNA of Hyla sarda, 798 nucleotides long. RefSeq lists its product as uncharacterized. The transcript is spliced from 2 exons. NCBI's taxonomy places the organism in Eukaryota, Metazoa, Chordata, Amphibia, Anura, Hylidae. The coding region runs from base 190 to 798 and encodes 202 amino acids. The record is from RefSeq and is a predicted model, not a curated record.